UUUUAUUUUACUUUUCAUAAAAACUUCACAGUAACCGCGCGAAACUCCGCGGCGACGGCGGCUUCAUGCGCCGUGUUGCCAGCCGCGAUAUUGAUGCCCGACGCACCUAGCAUCACUGUAACUGCCAGCGGCCGCUCCUCUCAGCACUGCCGUGAACACAAGUCAAUUCAUCUUAGUUGCACAAUUGAACUGGUUAUCCGAGUCAUAGAACUGGUUCGGGUUGCUUUAUAUUUGAUGUAACCGAAGGAAGCAGAGAUAUGGAAUGUGUGGUUCAGGGAAUUAUUGAGACUCAGCAUGUCGAGGCCCUUGAGAUUCUUCUCCAGGGGCUAUGUGGUGUUAAAAGAGAACGAUUGAGGAUCCAUGAAAUUUGUCUUAAGAACAGUCCAAAUCUCGGCACAGUUGCCUCAGAGGUUCGACUUUUAUGUGAUCUGGAGCAAACUGAACCCUCAUGGAGUGUUAGACAUGUAGGUGGUGCAAUGAGGGGUGCUGGUGCUGAUCAAAUUUCAGUUCUAGUUAGGACAGUAGUGGAAAGCAAAGUAAGCAAGAACGUGCUUCGAAUGUUCUAUACACUGGGGUACAAGUUAGACAAUGAGCUGCUGAGGGUGGGGUUCUCCUUCCAGUUCAAUUAUAAGGUGGCAAAUGUCAUCGUAGCACGAAUCACUGUAACGGUUUCGUCAGUCAAUAAAAUGAUGAAGCUGCAUGCGACUGACGAGGCCGUGCCAAUAACACCUGGCAUACAGAUUGUCCAAGUAACAGCACCUGCUACUGCUGAAAACUAUACCGAAGUUGCUUCUGGUAUGCAAUCCUUUUGCGAAUACCUUGCCCCGCUUCUUCAUCUGUCUAAACCGGGAGUUUCAACUGGUGUUGUUCCUACUGCUGCUGCCGCCGCUGCAUCUCUAAUGUCUGAUGGUGGGGGUACACCUUUGCAGUAGGCUGAUAAUGUUGUACGAACAUAUAUACAAUUAUACAUCACUUGAUGCAUGUCAAAGUUCCAUGGUCAUACCAAUUUUUUCUUCAUGAAAAGAUGAAAUUUUCAGUAAACAUGGUUAUGAGGAAGACUAAAAUGAUAGAACAAUGUUAGUUACUUGAUGAUCAAUCAGUUGCUAGGUAGAGGAAGAGUUACUUUUGGCAUGUGAUUGUAUUUCAGGAUAUGAGAAACGACCCUUUCUUAUACACUUGUUAAAAUAUAAUUUUCAAAAUGUAUUUCUUUCUAA
Molecule: messenger RNA, 1214 nt
Organism: Vicia villosa (hairy vetch)
Lineage: Eukaryota; Viridiplantae; Streptophyta; Magnoliopsida; Fabales; Fabaceae
Product: mediator of RNA polymerase II transcription subunit 18-like
Exons: 6
Coding region: 258-932 (224 amino acids)
Biological process (GO): regulation of transcription by RNA polymerase II; termination of RNA polymerase II transcription
Cellular component (GO): core mediator complex; mediator complex
Molecular function (GO): transcription coregulator activity
Source: RefSeq, a predicted model, not a curated record